AUGGGAGCUUCAGAUGAUGACUUUAGUAGACUACUUAUGAAAAUAAAGGCCGGCGAGAAAUGCAGGAAAAUAAGAAAAAGAAUGAUUUUAAACAAUAAAUUGAGACGUCUGGGAACUUUAAGGAAUGCGCAACAACCUGUUAAACCGAUGAACAUUGAAACACAUCCCAUCGAGAACUUAGUAGUUAAUAAAUUGUCUUACACGUUUAGCACGAAGGAAAUGAACCUUCUCAACAAAGGACUAAAAUAUGCAAUCACACCCAAGCGAACUGAUAAGGAAGACAACAUAGCAGACGUGGAGACAGCCAUAAGAGGAGCGGAUCAUGGAGCCAAGGAGAACAUUAGGAAAGAAGUAUACAAAAUACUAAGAGGAAGCAACAACAGCAACCUAGAUAACAAAACCAGAAGUGAACAUGCAACGGUGAAAAGUUUGAAUGAAAAGCCAGUGUAUUACAUAAAAGCAGACAAGGGAAACACUAUCGUUAUUAUGAAUAAGGACGAUUACGAUGAAAAGAUCAUAGAUAAACUUAAUAACGGAAAUUUUAGAAAAACUAGGAUCAACCCUUUAAAGGAAUCAGCAAUGAAGGUUAGGAAGGCUUUAAAGGAGUGUAAGUUUCUGGACUUCAACAUUAACGACUUGACGAUGCCGAAUCCAUCAGUUCCGAAACUGGUGUGUCUACCAAAAAUUCACAAGGAAGGUGAGCAGUUCAGGGAGAUCAUUUCCGCUAACGGCGCCCCAACAUACAAAAUUGCGAAGUGGCUCGUGAAAAGAUUUGGGGAAAUGGAUUUCCGUUCCUGUUCUAUUAAGAAUAGAGAGGAAUUUAUAGAAAAAACGAAAGGCUUAAAGAUUGGUCCUGAUGAAUUAAUGGUAUCGUUCGAUGUCCAAGCGCUCUUUCCUAGUGUUCCAGUUAAAGAAGCUCUUGAAUAUUUGAAAGUAUGGUUAUCAACACAAGCAGGAGAAACAGAAAAUUGGAACAACAAAGUAAAAGAAUACCAUAAAUUAGCAAGACUUUGCAUGGAGGAGAAUUACUUCGAAUUCAGAAACGAGAUGUACAGAACAACAUCGGGAGUUUCGAUGGGCAAUCCACUUUCACCAUUUAUCGCAGAAUUAUUUAUGUCCAAAUUGGAAAAAAGAAUGGAGGAGGAUUCCCUGAUGCCUAGAGUAUGGAUGCGGUAUGUUGAUGACGUCUUCGCGAUAGUGGACAAGGAAGAACUGAAGAAUAUAAACAGAUGCAUCAACAAAUUACAUAGAAACAUCGAAUUUACAAAUUACAUAGAAUCAACGAAACAUAAAAUGGCAGCGUUCAACUCUAUGAUCCAUAGAAUGUUAACCACACCGAUGGACAGACACGACUAUAGAUCAGAAGUAAACUUCAUUUUGGACAUGGGUGAAGAACGGAUAUUAGAAGAACAAAGAACAACGUGGGCAUCUUUAAGUUAUGAUCAUCACUGUACAAACUUGAUAAAUAAACAACUAAGGAAACACAAUAUUUGGACAUCGGAAACCAAUAGUUAA
This is a messenger RNA of Condylostylus longicornis, 1515 nucleotides long. RefSeq lists its product as uncharacterized. Bases 1 to 1515 code for a protein of 504 amino acids. The transcript is spliced from 2 exons. Lineage: Eukaryota; Metazoa; Arthropoda; Insecta; Diptera; Dolichopodidae. The record is from RefSeq and is a predicted model, not a curated record.